Molecule: messenger RNA, 3626 nt
Organism: Peromyscus eremicus (cactus mouse)
Lineage: Eukaryota; Metazoa; Chordata; Mammalia; Rodentia; Cricetidae
Product: BEN domain-containing protein 5
Exons: 17
Coding region: 131-2497 (788 amino acids)
Biological process (GO): proteolysis; negative regulation of DNA-templated transcription
Molecular function (GO): DNA binding; zinc ion binding; metallocarboxypeptidase activity
Source: RefSeq, a predicted model, not a curated record
CCGCCGGUUUCCUUAGCAACCGUCGUGCAGCGUCUUCCUGAGCGAGCUUCUGUCAACCCGAGGAUCCCACCGCUCGCUCCCCACUGUCCCGUGGUUUUUGCGUGGGUUCAUAGACUGACGGACAACAAAAAUGGCGGAGCGGAGCCAGACGGCGCCUGAGGCAGGCAAUGAUAUAGGAAAUGAGGAUGUCAUUGGAGGGAAUGUGAGCAAAUAUGUGGUGCUCCCAAAUGGAUACUCUGGACAACCCAAGAAAGGACAUCUUACCUUUGAUGCUUGCUUUGAAAGCGGUAACCUUGGCCGGGUUGAGCAAGUCUGUGAGUUUGAGUAUGAUCUGUUCAUUAGGCCGGAUACCUGUAACCCUCGCUUCCGGGUCUGGUUCAACUUUACUGUUGAAAAUGUGAAAGACUCACAGAGGGUCAUUUUCAACAUUGUUAACUUCAGCAAGACUAAGAGUCUUUAUAGAGAUGGGAUGGCACCUAUGGUGAAAUCUACCAGCAGACCGAAAUGGCAAAGACUGCCACCUAAAAAUGUUUACUACUAUCGCUGCCCCGACCACAGGAAGAAUUAUGUGAUGUCCUUUGCAUUCUGUUUUGACCGAGAAGAUGAUAUUUACCAGUUUGCUUACUGCUACCCAUAUACAUAUACUCGCUUCCAGCAUUACCUCGACAGCCUACAAAAAAGAAACAUGGAUUACUUCUUCCGGGAACAGCUUGGACAGAGUGUGCAACAGCGGCAGCUUGACCUCCUAACAAUAACCAGCCCUGAAGACAAAUCUGAUCUUGAGAACAGUGUGAUGCAGAAGAAAAUAAAAAUCCCCAAACUUUCUCUCAGUCACCUAGAAGACGAUGGGGAGUGUAAAGACUACGGGGAGGAAGACUUACAGCUCAGACACAUCAAGAGACCGGAGGGGCGAAAGCCUAGUGAAGCGGCCCACAAGAGUAUCGAGGCAGUGGUGGCCCGGCUAGAGAAACAGAACGGCCUGAGCCUGGGUCACAGCACUUGUCCGGAAGAGGUCUUUGUGGAGGCCUCACCGGGCACAGAGGACAUGGACAGCCUGGAGGAUGCUGUUGUGCCCCGGGCUCUGUAUGAGGAGCUGCUGCGAAACUACCAGCAGCAACAGGAGGAGAUGCGCCACCUCCAGCAGGAGCUGGAGCGGACUCGGAGGCAGCUCGUCCAGCAGGCCAAGAAGCUCAAGGAGUACGGGGCACUGGUGUCUGAAAUGAAGGAGCUCCGAGACCUCAACAGGAGACUCCAAGAUGUGCUGCUCCUGCGGCUUGGCAGCGGUCCCGCCAUUGACUUGGAAAAAGUAAAGUCAGAAUGUCUCGAGCCCGAGCCGGAGUUACGGAGCACUUUCAGUGAGGAAGCAAAUACGUCGUCCUAUUACCCCGCUCCUGCACCUGUCAUGGACAAGUAUAUCCUAGACAAUGGCAAGGUUCAUCUGGGAAGUGGGAUUUGGGUUGAUGAGGAGAAAUGGCACCAGCUACAAGUAACUCAAGGAGACUCUAAGUACACGAAGAACUUGGCAGUCAUGAUCUGGGGAACAGAUGUUCUGAAAAACAGAAGUGUCACGGGAGUCGCCACAAAAAAAAAGAAGGAUGCAAUCCCGAAGCCACCCCUCUCUCCUCACAAGCUAAGCAUCGUCAGAGAAAAUCUCCGAGAAGGGACAGAAAAGAAGGUGAUAUUCAUCACAGGACGGGUCCACCCAGGGGAAACACCAUCUUCUUUUGUGUGUCAAGGGAUCAUUGACUUCCUUGUAAGUCAGCAUCCAAUUGCCCGUGUCCUGCGAGAACACUUGGUCUUCAAGAUUGCACCAAUGCUCAACCCUGAUGGAGUCUACCUAGGCAACUACAGGUGCUCUCUGAUGGGGUUUGACCUGAAUCGUCACUGGCUGGAUCCCUCUCCGUGGGCCCAUCCUACCCUGCAUGGAGUGAAGCAACUCAUCAUCAAGAUGUACAACGACCCAAAAACAAGCCUGGAGUUCUAUAUUGACAUCCACGCCCACUCCACCAUGAUGAAUGGCUUCAUGUAUGGCAAUAUCUUUGAGGAUGAGGAACGGUUCCAAAGGCAAUCCAUUUUUCCAAAGCUCCUUUGCCAGAAUGCAGAGGACUUCUCCUAUACUAGCACAUCCUUCAACCGGGAUGCUGUGAAAGCAGGAACUGGCCGUCGAUUCCUUGGCGGACUCCUGGAUCACACUUCAUACUGCUACACCCUGGAGGUUUCCUUCUACAGUUACAUCAUUGGGGGUACUACAGCUGCUGUGCCCUACACUGAAGAGGCCUAUAUGAAACUGGGGAGGAAUGUGGCGAGAACAUUUCUAGACUAUUACCGGCUGAAUUCCUUGGUUGAAAGGAUGACAGUGCCCAUGCCAAGGCUUCGGAAAGAAACCCCCACUCCUUACAAGCACCCAUCCCUGCGGGGCUCAGCCAGCAAUGUCCCCAACAGCAAAGGGGACAAGAAGAGCUCACUGAACCACAAAGACUCUUCAACCCCCUUUUAAAGACAUGGCACCUGGAGGCAUUGUGGGGGCAGGAACACGAGUUUCCUGUUGGGGCAGGAAAUUAAGUGCCAUUCCCUGGUUUCCAAGACAGGGGUUUUCAGCAUUGUGCACAUGCUAGUGAAAGGGAGGAGGGGAAAGAGAGACAUUUUAUCAUUGAUUUCUUUUCCUUUUAUCAACGGGAAAUCAAUUGUGAGCCUUCAACUCAGAGGCUGAAUGGAGUAGGAGAGUGGAGCUAGGCAAGCAUAGGGAAACGUACGCACCUCUCUCAAGAGGUCCCACAGGUCUCAGGUCUCUGUAAGCCCUUCUUCACCUUUUAAAGUUGUAUGGUCAAUGCACAGGUGACUUUGCUUAAAACAGGUUGCAACUGUUUCUAGUUUAGGAAUGCCGUCUCCAUAUUUUCUAAUGCAAAGCAACAGCAACCCACAUACAAGCCAAAGGCAAACAGGCUGUUGUGAACAAUGGGGUAGAAUUUUUGAAAUCAGAGUGGUCUUAGAAACAUGGUCACUGUAUCUAUAAGCCUCAUGCUCUCUCACUCCCUCAAGCCCCAGCAUGCAACUUCAGAAAGCUGUUCUGAAAGACAUCUUUCAACUUCCUUGGGAGUUUAAUCGAAACUCUAGCUCCCCAGACAAAAAAAAACAUUGCUCAUUCAUUCCGAAGAACUACUGUGGAUAAGGUCUGCAGUCCCUGGUGACAAGAAUCAAGGGAGGUGAGCACUGAUAAUCUGCACUGAGGACAGAGUGACUACCAGGUAAGGGGGCUGCAAGAGACAAAGGACUGCACCCUAGGCACGUAGGAGUGAUAAAGAAAACGACAGCAGAAGCAAUUCCUGAGGCGAAGCAAGCCAAAUACUGUGCAUUUUCCUGAUGCUUAAAGGGCCUUUGUGUGAUGAAUGGGUCCAGGGGAGUCUACUCCCUUCCUGUCUGUGGAAGCAGCAGGCUGAGUCACCAUGACAGCCUGCUAAUUAAAAUGACCUCCCGGAAAUGAGGAUUAGGAGAUAGGGAGAGGGAGGGAGGCUCCAGGGAGAUGAGGCCUUCAGCACACAAUUCCAGUUAAACAUUCUUUGCAUUUGCGACGGCGAUUUUCAAAGUUUAUUGCAAAAAAUCGAGAGCAAAGCUUGUUUUCUCUUUCA